AUGUCCGCGCGUUUCGCCGCGACACCGAGUCGAUUAAAUACGUCCACGCGCGUCUCCUCUCGCCGCGUCACCGUCGUGGCGAGCGUGUCGAAAGCACAACGCGUCGAAACAAACCGAAGAGCCUUUGGGAUAAAUAUCUUCUCGCUCGCCUCCGCGGUCGCGCUCGUCCCGAUCGGCGCGAGCGAGGCGCGAGAGGACGUCGUGGAGUGCUUCUUCGACGUCACGGUGGAGGGCGAACAGCUCGGCACGGUCAGGGUGGAGGUGGACGCGUCGACGCUGAGCGGGAAGCGAUUCGCGCAACUGUGUCGAGGCGAGCGCGGUUUGUCGUAUCGACGCACGACGCUGGAUUCGAUCGAGGUGGACGACGACGAGACGGAGGUGUACUUGAAAAAUGGUGGAGUGCAAAAUUUCGUGACGCCCGGCACGCAAUCUCCCGUAGACAUUGUUGGUGGACCGAGCGCAGAGCGGCUCCUGGAGGAUUUGGAGCGACAACGAGCGAAGCAUGACCGGGCGGGAUUGGUGUCUUUGAUCGUCCGACGCGAUCCAAGCGAGCCCGUUCCGGAACCCAAAUCGCGAUUGGUGAGUGUGAGAGGUAAAUUUGAGACGGUGUACGAUCAGCCGCCGCCGCCGCCGAACGGGACGGCAUUCGUCAUCACGCUGCGACCUGCGCCCGAGUUGGACGCUACGAACGUCAUCGUCGGCCGAAUCGUCGGCGGCGAGGACGUGUUGAAAGAGAUCUCGCAGCUCCCGACCGUGAAGGACAAUACGAGUUCCCCGUUCUUCGCCGUGGCGAAAUCCAUCGGGGACAAGCGUGCGCUCGUCGCGGAGCAGGCUUUUAGAAAGCCAUUCAAAAAGGUCAUCUUCUCCAAGAGCGGUGUCGUCGAGAGUGAACAAUCGAGCGAGGAGUGA
Messenger RNA from Ostreococcus tauri, 909 nucleotides. RefSeq names its product Cyclophilin-like peptidyl-prolyl cis-trans isomerase domain. The record is from RefSeq and is a predicted model, not a curated record. Gene Ontology annotation, cellular component: chloroplast. Bases 1 to 909 code for a protein of 302 amino acids. Gene Ontology annotation, molecular function: peptidyl-prolyl cis-trans isomerase activity. The transcript has a single exon. Lineage: Eukaryota; Viridiplantae; Chlorophyta; Mamiellophyceae; Mamiellales; Bathycoccaceae. Gene Ontology annotation, biological process: protein peptidyl-prolyl isomerization.